Messenger RNA from Coregonus sp. 'balchen', 20583 nucleotides. NCBI's taxonomy places the organism in Eukaryota, Metazoa, Chordata, Actinopteri, Salmoniformes, Salmonidae. The record is from the annotation of a GenBank genome assembly.
AGGAUUUUGACCUUGCAGCAGUGUACCUGUCAGACGCCCAGUAUAACAGGAACAUAUUUUUUGACACAACACCUCAAGCUAUAAGGUAGGUAGAGAUGGUUAUGUUUAAUGAUGUUAGGUUAUAGUUGUUGCCAGAGCAUUCAACUUGUUGAAUACAUCCAAAUAGACAGAGCAUGUAUUAGAAUAAAUAAAAAUAGAUAGAAUCUUGUCACUUGUAGCUUAAGGAUAGCAGUAGAGGUAGUCCUGCAAUCAUAGGCCGUGUUUGUAGUUGUGUGUGUAACAGUAUAAAACAUAAAUUUAAAAAAAGACAGUCAUCAGAAAGAGAGAAAGAGUGGGAUAUCUAUGGUUGAAGAUAUUGGAUAAUUCAACUGACAUAUGGAUUCUGGUUGUUGUUUUUUCUUCCACAGAUUGUACUUGCUCUAUAACCACUGGGGGUUGCAGAUCUUGGUGUAUGCCUUCAUCAUAGUGGACCUGGCUUUGGCCAUCUUUGAAGACCCAGCAGUUGUUCCUCUGCCAAUAUGGGUAGAUAUCCACAAUGAUAUUCCUCUCAGCUUGGUGCAAUUCUCAGUCUUUUUAAACGCCAAUGUUUUGGCCCAGAGAUAAUGAAGCAUUCCAUGCAGUAUGCUGGAGUGUUUGUCUCUUGAAACCUUUACUAAUAACCCAUUUUCUUUAGGCUUGUUUUAUUGCUCUUUUCAUGUUUUAAAUCUAUCCACAGUUGUCCAACAGUUGUAUUAUGUGUAGCACUGUGUGUGACCUCUGUUUUUUGAUGAGAGUACCAGGGUCGUGUUCAGUAGGCCUAGGGCACGUUGCAGAAAUGUUCUGAAACAGAAAUAUUCUUAUUGGACAAGUUCAUGUAGCCCCUCUGUUUCAAAGCAUUUUUUCCUGUUUGCGCCAAAUGAACACCACCCCAGUCAAACUUGGUUGAAUUGCUAACAAUUGGUUGUGCAUAUGUACAGUGGGGGAAAAAAUGUAUUUAGUCAGCCACCAAUUGUGCAGGUUCUCCCACUUAAAAAGAUGAGAGAGGCCUGUAAUUUUCAUCAUAGGUACACGUCAACUAUGACAGACAAAAUGGUGGUCCUCUGUAGCUCAGCUGGUAGAACACGGCGCUUGUAACGCCAAGGUAGUGGGUUCGAUCCCCGGGACCACCCAUACACAAAAAUGUAUGCACGCAUGACUGUAAGUCGCUUUGGAUAAAAGCGUCUGCUAAAUGGCUUAUUAUUUUUAUUAUUAUUAUUAUUAUUAUUAUUAUUAAAAUGAGGAAAAAAAAUCCAGAAAAUCACAUUGUAGGAUUCUUAAUGAAUUUAUUUGCAAAUUAUGGUGGAAAAUAAGUAUUUGGUCAAUAACUAAAGUUUCUCAAUACUUUGUUAUAUACCCUUUGUUGGCAAUGACACAGGUCAAACGUUUUCUGUAAGUCUUCACAAGGUUUUCACACACUGUUGCUGGUAUUUUGGCCCAUUCCUCCAUGCAGAUCUCCUCUAGAGCAGUGAUGUUUUGGGGCUGUCGCUGGGCAACAUGGACUUUCAACUCCCUCCAAAGAUUUUCUAUGGGGUUGAGAUCUGGAGACUGGCUAGGCCACUCCAGGACAUUGAAAUGCUUCUUACGAAGCCACUCCUUCGUUGCCCGGGCGGUGUGUUUGGGAUCAUUGUCAUGCUGAAAGACUCAGCCACGUUUAAUCUUCAAUGCCCUUGCUGAUGGAAGGAGGUUUUCACUCAAAAUCUCACGAUACAUGGCCCCAUUCAUUCUUUCCUUUACGCGGAUCAGUCGUCCUGGUCCCUUUGCAGAAAAACAGCCCCAAAGCAUGAUGUUUCCACCCCCAUGCUUCACAGUAGGUAUGGUGUUCUUUGGAUGCAACUCAGCAUUCUUUGUCCUCCAAACACGACGAGUUGAGUUUUUACCAAAAAGUUCUAUUUUGGUUUCAUCUGACCAUAUGACAUUCUCCCAAUCCUCUUCUGGAUCAUCCAAAUGCACUCUAGCAAACUUCAGACGGGCCUGGACAUGUACUGGCUUAAGCAGGGGGACACGUCUGGCACUGCAGGAUUUGAGUCCCUGGCGGCGUAGUGUGUUACUGAUGGUAGGCUUUGUUACUUUGGUCCCAGCUCUCUGCAGGUCAUUCCAGAACCCCCCGUGUGGUUCUGGGAUUUUUGCUCACCGUUCUUGUGAUCAUUUUGACCCCACGGGGUGAGAUCUUGCGUGGAGCCCCAGAUCGAGGGAGAUUAUCAGUGGUCUUGUAUGUCUUCCAUUUUCUAAUAAUUGCUCCCACAGUUGAUUUCUUCAAACCAAGCUGCUUACCUAUUGCAGAUUCAGUCUUCCCAGCCUGGUGCAGGUCUACAAUUUUGUUUCUGGUGUCCUUUGACAGCUCUUUGGUCUUGGCCAAAGUGGAGUUUGGAGUGUGACUGUUUGAGGUUGUGGACAGGUGUCUUUUAUACUGAUAACAAGUUCAAACAGGUGCCAUUAAUACAGGUAACGAGUGGAGGACAGAGGAGCCUCUUAAAGAAGUUACAGGUCUGUGAGAGCCAGAAAUCUUGCUUAUUUGUAGGUGACCAAAUACUUAUUUUCCACCAUAAUUUGCAAAUAUAUUCAUUAAAAAUCCUACAAUGUGAUUUCCUGGAUUUAUUUUUCUCAAUUUGUCUGUCAUAGUUGACGUGUACCUAUGAUGAAAAUUACAGGCCUCUCUCAUCUUUUUAAGUGGGAGAACUUGCACAAUUGGUAGCUGACUAAAUACUUUUUUUCCCCACUGUAAUCUUUUCCUGAAUUGAUAGUAGCCACACGUUUUUUUCUCCCUCAGGUGACCUCAGUGAUCGAGCUUGUCUGUCUGGCAGCCUUCACUGCUCGGCUCGUGCACUACGCCAAAGUCAUCCCCCGGGAAAGGUUUUGGAAAGACCCCAAGAACAUCUGCAUCUUUGUUAUCAUUUUGGUAGGAGCAACUCAACUACUGCAAUACAAUUAUUUUUAGGUGCAGGAAUAAUGCACAGGGGAACAGCGGACCUCUAAUUUCUUAUCUUUAUUAUUUUUCAGCCCUGGUAUACUACAGUUUAGGGCGUGCAUAUUACCCUCAUGUUCUUUAGUGCAAUACAAUAUAGGACAAUACAACUUUAUUUCUCCAACUACUACAUCGGAAAUUCCUUGUCUGCUCUGCUCCUACCUCUCCUCACAAGACAUGAACACUAGGGUCAUUGGGAUCCAGUGCUUUUGAUUCAGUAUGCAUAUCUCUAUCAAGGUACAGGUACCUAAAUAAUACAUUUUAAUUUAUUUGAAUGAUUUUAUCCAGCGACAGCUUAUACAUAUUCUGUAUAUAUGAACAAUGCUGGAAUCAAACCCACAACCAAGGUAUUACUAACAUGUAUUAGUCUGGGUCGUUGAAAGAAAUCGCUACUUUGCCCCUAGACGCUGAUCUUGGGUCAUUGUAGCAUUUACCCCACAAAUGGUUGAGGUUAGGAUUGGGGGAGGGGAAUCUGAUCCUAGACCUGUACCUAGAGGAAACUUUGGUCAAGAAGGAAUUGGGAAACCCACCCAGUGACUCAGUGUAGCAGCAUUUGAAGGAACUGUAUUACAAGUUGAGAAUGUGCUGAGAAGUGCUUUGCACAUUGUUGUGAAUAAACCUUUAGCCCGAAGUUUCCCUGUGUCAGGGAUUCUCAACUCCUAGUUACUUCCUAGUGUUAACGCUAUAACUCGGUUUGAUUCUGAAUAAACAAAUGACUCAUUUUGAGUGCACUGUUGUACACCGCUAACUCCUGUAUUGACCAUAUAUGCAAACAUGUAUUGAUAGCAGUAGAUAUAGAUAGUAUAUGGCAGCUAUAGAUGGUGAAACAUAUUUCAAUGUAAAUUGUAUGACUGGGGUGGUGUUGACUUUUGAUUGAGCAGUGUGUGGAAAAGUGGAGCCCAAUGUUGGAAUUGGUCUAGCUUCAAGCCGUCAUGCUACUAGACCAAUUCCAACUUCCAACACUGGGCUCCACUUGAGUUAGUUUCUGUGUGAGAAUUGCUAUGAAAUAAUCCAAAAAUGCUGAAUUGCAAAUCAACCACUAGCCAUUACUCUCACCCACUUCAGGAUUGGAUAGAUGGAAACAAUAUGACUACAAUACAAUAACCACACUAAAUCUAUACAAUCUACUUUGAUCUCCAGGAGUCGUUAGAGGUCAAUUUUGGAAUUUAGCAUACAACUUUGAGUAACUACUCCCAUUACAAAGAAACAAACAGGGUACUAAUUGAAGUUUUUCCCUUUCUCAGCUCUCACUUGUUGACAUGAUCAUUUAUGGGGCGUUGAAAGCCACAGGUUUCUACGCUGUCCGCUGGUCGCGGGUACUGAGGCCCCUCCUACUGGUCAACAUCACUGAGGGACGACAGGUAAAAACUCUCUCCUUUUUUCUCCGUCUCAGUUAAUGUAUUGUCUGUCACACACACAAACAUCAUCUUCCCCCUGAUUCAGGGGGGUUGGGUUAAAUGCGGAAGACACAUUUAGGUUGAAUGCAUUAAAUUGUGCAACUGACUAGGUAUCCCCCUUCCCUUUUAUCACUCACUCACAUUCUCUCUUUCUUCCUCUAGCUCCGGAGAGCAUUCCGAAGCAUCCGAAACGCACUGCCUCAGAUCCUCUAUGUCUUCCUGCUCUUCAUGUUCAGCGUGCUCAUGUUCUCACUCAUGGCCCUCAAACUCUUUGGGAAAAGGUAAGUCAGGAUCAGGAAUGUCCUGUAGUCAUAUGGGCAUAUGUUUGCCAGCAUUGUAAGCUCUAGAACAGGGGUGAUCAUCUUGUCUUCAGAGGACUGGUCUGAGUGCAGGCCUUUGUUCCAGCCAAGCAGUAACACAUCUGAUUCAACUAAUCAACUCAUAUAUAUCAAUACUUUUAUUAGUUGAAUCAGGUGUGUUCAUGCUGGGUUGGAACAAAAGCCUGCACCCAUGCCGGUCUGAUAUAGUUGGCAAGCAAAUAAUUAUUACCAAAUGCGUAGCACUUCAUAAAGUUGCACUGAAAACUACUGUAGUUUCCUCUAUAAGAGCAGGUCUAGGAUCAGCUAUUCUAUCCCAAUUCCCAAACCUAAUCUUAACCAUCAGAAAGAAAAGCAGUGCUCUGAGGGGCUAUGUCAUCCUACACCAGCCUUGUGUGGUUAGUAGAGCACAUCCAUCCAUACUUCCUGUUUGCAAAGAGGGAGGGGACUAGGAUCAAGUUGCCCUUAGACACUCAUCCAGGGUCAUUUCUGCAGUUGACCGGCUAAUGGUGAAGGUUCAUGUUUUUGAGGGGGGGCGGGGGGGGCAUUGUUGUUGGACGUAAUGCAAACCAGAUUUGUGCUGCUUUUUCCUCCAUAGGGACCUUAAAACAACAGAGGGACGCCCCUAUUUCACCAACUAUCUGGAGAUUGUCUUUGAUCUCUAUGUCCUAGUCACUACUGCCAACAGCCCGGAUGUCAUGUGAGUACCCUGGAUAUAUCCACUAUCCAACCAUAUUCCUUAUGAUUUUUAUUAUGAAAUCUAGUAAGAUGUGAAUGCUUCUUUAAAGCUAGAAUCCUUAAUUGAAAAAAUAACAAAGCUGUCACCACACCUCUGUUUUGGUAAAAAGCCUAGGAAUGGGCAUGAAGAAAUGUAACCACUGUCAAAUUCCUAGACAGAGCUAUGGAUGCAAGGGCUGACCAUACACUAUAUCACAAUUCUAGUUUUAACCAUGUUUUGAGGCUAGACAAUGUUUGUUUACAUUGUUUACAAACAUUGGAGUAAAACAAUCUUAUAUUUUGGGUUCUGAUGGAGUAUGACAGUUGGACUAAGCUCAUGAGGCAUUUAUAAGUUAUAUCUUUAAGAAUCAAUGGGUAUAUAUCAUUAAUUUAUAAGUCCAAAAAUGGAUGUAGCAUUUAAGGAUUCUAGCUUUAACUGUAUGACUUUUAAUUUGUAGUACAACUUUAAGUACAACAUCCCCUUUCUAUAUACACUCAGUGGCCAGUUUAUUAGGUACACCCAUCUAGUAGCGGGUCGGAUCCCUCUUUGCCUCCAGAACAGCCUGAAUUCCUCGGGGCAUGGAAACGUUGCUCAAGGGUCCAAACGCGUGCCAGGAAAACAUUCCCCACACCAUUACCCCACCACCACCAGCCUGUACCGUUGAAACCAAGCAGGAUUGAGUCAUGGACCCAUGCUGCCUCCAAAUCCUGACUCUGCCAUUAGCAUGACGCAACAGGAACUGGGAUUCGUCGGACCAGGCAAUGUUUUUCCACUCCUCAAUUGUCCAGUGUUGGCGAUCGCGUGCCCAUUGGAGCCGCUUCUUUUUGUUUUUAAAGUUGAUAGGAAUGGAACCCGGUGUGGUCGUCUGCUGCAAUAGCCCAUCAUUCUCAGUAAACCCUAGACACUGUCGUGCGUGAAAAGCCCAGGAGGACGGACGUUUCUGAGGUACUGGAAGCGUCGCGCCUGGGACUGACGAUCAUACCACGUUCAAAGUCGCUUAGGUCACUUGUUUUGCCCAUUCUAAAGUUCAGUCGAACAGUAACUGAAUGCCUGUCUGCCUGCUUUAUACAGCAAGCCACAGCCACGUGACUCCCUGUCUGUAGGAGCAAACCAUUUUCUUGAACGGGUGGGGUACCUAAUAAACCUACAACUAUUUUGCUGGGAGUAGAUUAUGCUUGCAUUGAUGGUGACACGUGGUGGUUUUUGCCUACUGAAGUUGAAUAAACUGGUUGUUAGUCGCUCUGGAUAAGAGUGUCUGCUAAAUGACUAAACUGUAAAAUAUCUCAUGAGUCAUUUAAUUGUUUCAUCUUUAAUAUACAGACACUUACGUGGACAAAUCUUGAUGUAUUUUUGUCUUUAUUUCCCCACGUAGGAUGCCAGCGUACAACUUCAGCGUUUUCUUUGCCGUGUUCUUCAUCAUCUAUAUCCUCAUCAACACGUACAUCUUCAUGUCGGUGUUCUUGGCGGUCGUGUACAACAACUACAAAAAGUACCUGAAGGUAAAGUGGGCGGACAAGACAAUGAUAGAAGCUCAGCAUGAUUUCUUCGCAGAUUUGCUCCUUUUGUUGGUUCUGAUAUGGUUUGUUCCAUUCUGUGUAGAGCGCGUCUGAAUGAGCUAGUAGAACGUCGCAUAACUUUUGUAGGCUGUUGCUUAAAGGUAGCUAUUUUGAGUGCUUUUGUUAUGGGUUUAUUAUGAAAUUCAAUACUGGUGACUUUAAAAUGUAAGUAGCCUUGGCUUGUGCGAGACGGAAUGGCUCAUAGAAGCAGGAGCCUAUCUCCUGUGUCUGUAGCUUAAGGCAGCUUGGUGUACAAGUACACCCCCCAAGAAAGGACGCUGGUCUAUCGCAGGGCCUUACCCUCAAAUCUCCUUAAUGCUAAGUGCCAAGCAGAGACCCAUCAGGUCCCAUUUUUACAGUCUUUGGUAUGACUCCGCCGGGCAUCGAAUUCCUAACCUUCCAAUCUCAGGGCGGACACUUUAACCACAAGCCCACUGAGUUGGUGAGAAAAGUGAGUGGCUGAUAGUUGUGUGGUGUCAAAAAGGACUCACCUACUUACAAAGCAUGUAGAGGUCUGUAAUUUUUAUCACAGGUACACUUCAACUGUGAGAGACGGAAUUUUAAACAAAAAUCCAGAAAAUCACAUUGUAUGAUUUUUAAGUAAUUAAUUUGCAUUUUAUUGCAUGACAUAAGUAUUUGAUCACCUACCAACCAGUAAGAAUUCCUGCACUCACAGACCUGUUAGUUUUUCUUUAAGAAGCCCUCCUGUUCUCCACUCAUUACCUGUAUUAACUGCACCUGUUUGAACUCGUUACCUGUAUAAAAUACACCUGUCCACACAUUCAAUCAAACAGACUCCAACCUCUCUACAAUGGCCAAGACCAGAGAGCUGUGUAAGGACAUCAGGGAUAAAAUUGUAGACCUGCACAAGGCUGGGAUGGGCUACAGGACAAUAGGCAAGCAGCUUGGUGAGAAGGCAACAACUGUUGGCGCAAUUAUUAGAAAAUGUAAGAAGUUCAAGAUGACGGUCAAUCACCCUCGGUCUGGGGCUCCAUGCAAGAUCUCACCUCAUGGGGCAUCAAUGAUCAUGAGGAAGGUGAGGGAUCAGCCCAGAACUACACGGCAGGACGUGGUCAAUGACCUGAAGAGAGCUGGGACCACAGUCUCAAAGAAAACCAUUAGCAACACACUAUGCCGUCAUGGAUUAAAAUCCUGCAGCGCACGCAAGGUCCCCCUGCUCAAGCCAGCGCAUGUCCAGGCCCGUCUGAAGUUUGCCAAUGACCAUCUGGAUGAUCCAGAGGAGGAAUGGGAGAAGGUCAUGUGGUCUGAUGAGACAAAAAUAGAGCUUUUUGGUCUAAACUCCACUCGCCGUGUUUGGAGGAAGAAGAAGGAUGAGUACAACCCCAAGAACACCAUCCCAACCGUGAAGCAUGGAGGUGGAAACAUCAUUCUUUGGGGAUGCUUUUCUGCAAAGGGGACAGGACGACUGCACCGUAUUGAGGGGAGGAUGGAUGGGGCCAUGUAUCGCGAGAUCUUGGCCAACAACCUCCUUCCCUCAGUAAGAGCAUUGAAGAUGGGUCGUCGCUGGGUCUUCCAGCAUGACAACGACCCAAAUCACACAGCCAGGGCAAAUAAGGAGGGGCUCCGUAAGAAGCAUCUCAAGGUCCUGGAGUGGCCUAGGCAGUCUCCAGACCUGAACCCAAUAGAAAAUCUUUGGAGGGAGCUGAAAGUCCGUAUUGCCCAGCGACAGCCCCAAAACCUGAAGGUCUGUAUGGAGGAGUGGGCCAAAAUCCCUGCUGCAGUGUGUGCAAACCUGGUCAAGAUCUACAGGAAACAUAUGAUCUCUGUAAUUGCAAACAAAGGUUUCUGUACCAAAUAUUAAGUUCUGCUUUUCUGAUGUAUCAAAUACUUAUGUCAUGCAAAUUAAUUACUUAAAAAUCAUACAAUGUGAUUUUCUGGAUUUUUGUUUUAGAUUCCGUUUCUCACAGUUGAAGUGUACCUAUGAUAAAAAUUACAGACCUCUACAUGCUUUGUAAGUAGGAAAACCUGCAAAAUUCACUUUCCCUAGGUGGGUGUUAGUAGUCUAAAGUCUACUUUGCUUCAUCUUCACUGAUCUGAGGUUAUAGGUCAAGUGAAGUCACUUCACCCAUGUGCUUUGGGGUGAAGUUUCCUCUAGGUACAGGUCUAGGAUCAGAUUCCCCUCCCCCAAUUCUAACCUCAACCAUUUGUGGGGAAAAUGCUACACUGACCCAAGAUCAGUGUCUAGGGGCAACUUCAUCCUACUCCUAUCCUAUGUACCCAAUCAGGAAGAAGUACGGCUGCUCGUCAGGGCCAAGAGGCACAAGAUGGUGCGUGCCUUCGGCGUGCUGCAGGAGAGGAAGGGAGAGGAGGAGCCUGUGGUAAGCCAGGCCUGUUGGAACCAGCUUGUGCGGUUGGUCCAGCCGGACAUCAGCAACGCCCACAGGGAGCUGCUGUGGAGUGUCUCCGACGACAACAACAAAGGCUGCAUAGGUGAGUGGGUGGAGUCUACGUCACACAGGGACCCACACAAAGAUGUUACAUGCUGACUAAAUUGCAGAUUGCAGAUGACUGCCAGAUCUCACAACGCCUGGAUAGGUGUUUAAUAUGUCAGCUAACAUCCACAUCAUAUGAUAUAGCCAUCUGAAGCCUGAAUUCCCAGUCACUGACAUAGUACACAACCAUUGGUUCAUGGAAUGUAACGCCUGCAAUGUAGUCGCCCUGGAACGCUACCAUAGUGUUACCCAAGCAGCACCUUCUUUGAGCUGAAGCCUUAAUUGAUUCAUUUCAUCCAUCCACCUGUGCAGGAAAAGUGGCAUUUGUUCAGCUGGCGGACCUCCUGAACAUCCAGGUCAUCAUGAUGAAGUCACGGCCUCACCCCCUCCAGACAUGGCUACCCUCUCUCUAUCUCUCCUCCCCCAGUCGUCUCGUCUGCCGCAUGGUCCAGCACAAGUGAGUGCAGCCAAUGAGUGUAGACGUUACUCAGCAGACGUACAGGGAAGAGGUUUGGGGGAGCGUGUGAAAGUAUCUGAAAGUGUGUAUAUAUAUAUGAAAGUAAUUCAGUGUUUCUCAACCAAUUCCUUGGUAAACCUCAUAAUGACAUCUUUUUUUAACUAGUUCUUGUUUGUAGUGAUAUAACUCCAAUCACUUUUGCCCGCUAUUUACUAGAUUCCUUUCAGCGUCAGAGCCGUGGUAUAGUGGUAACAUAUACAACUCCCUACUGGAGACCAGGGUUCAAUCCCUCCCUCUACCCUUCUCACUGUUUCUCCCACUUGCGUGUUUAAACACCUAAAAAUUACUUUACAAAAUCUAAACUUCAUUUUCGUUGAUGCAUACAUCAGUUUGCUAGACUCCUUUCUUUGCAUAAGAUAACUUUAAGAACCAUUUGGUACAUUUUGACUUUAGUAUUUGACUGGUCAUUGGUAUUUCCAGUAUUUGUGUUUUUUCCUGUGGGAACAAUAAAGUUUAUUUUCCAUGUGAGCCUUGAAACUUUACAAGAGUUGUAGAAUGUGUGUUAAUUUUAUGACGUUUGUGAAAGAUGACUUAUAAACGUUCACAAGUCACUACAUUAUAUAAUGCUAUACCUCUAAAAUAUAGUCCAGAUAGCUAGAACAUGGUUGACAUGAACAUUGUUGACUUGAACAUGGUUAACUUAAGACUAGAGUGUGGGACAGCUGUAGUGUGUCUGUGUGGGCUUAUAUACGUGUAGGUCUCAUGUAUAUCUUUGCGUUUUUCUUUCCGUGUGGGUAAUAUCCAGGGCGUUUGUGUACACCUACGACCUGAUCAUCCUGGUUAACGCGGUGUUCAUCGGUCUGGACGAGGACGACCCGCUGAUAGCCAACGUAGAGUGGGCUUUCCUGGUCCUCUAUCUCCUAGAGAUCCUCCUCAAACUGUACAGCUUUGAACCCCGCGCCUUCUUCUCCAGACACCAGUUCUGGAACUGGUGAGAAGCCCAAGCAUUUUUGUCCGGUUACGCGGGCAGCGAUUUAAGCCUAGUCCUGGACUAAAAAGCAUGCUUACUGAAGAAUCUCCAUUGAGCUUUCUUUUUAGUCCAGGACUAAGCUCAAUCUGAAUCUGGGAAACCAACCCCUUAUGUAGCCAGUAGUAGUAUACAGUGGCUUGCGAAAGUAUUCACCCCCCUUGGCAUUUCUUUCUAUUUUGUUGCCUUACAACCUGGAAUUAAAAUGGAUUUUUGGUUUUUUGAUUUACACAACAUGCCUACCACUUUGAAGAUGCAAAAUAAUUUUUUUUGUGAAACAAUCAAGAAAUAAGAACAAAAAAACAGAACUUGAGUGUGCAUAACUAUUCACCCCCUCAAAGUCAAUACUUUGUAGAGCCACCUUUUUCAGCAAUUACAGCUGCAAGUCUCUUGGGGUAUGUCUCUAUAAACUUGGCACAUCUAGGCACUGGGAUUGUUGCCCAUUCUUCAAGGCCAAAUUGCUCCAGCUCCUUCAAGUUGGAUGGGUUCCGCUGGUGUAUAGCAAUCUUUAGGUCAUACCACAUAUUCUCAAUUGGAUUGAGGUCUGGGCUUUGACUAGGCCAUUCCAAGACAUUUAAAUGUUUCCCCUUAAACCAGUGUUGCUUUAGCAGUAUGCUUAGGGUCAUUGUCCUGCUGGAAGCUGAACCUCCGUCCCAGUCUCAAAUCUCUGGAAGACUGAAAUAGGUUUCCCUCAAGAAUUUCCCUGUAUUUAGCGGCAUCCAUCAUUCCUUCAAUUCUGACCAGUUUCCCAGUCCCUGCCGAUGGGAAAAACUUCCCCACAGCAUGGUGUUGGGUUUGCGCCAGACAUAGCGUUUUCCUUGAUGGCCAAAAAGCUCAAUUUUAGUCUCAUCUGACCAGCGUACCUUCUUCCAUAUGUUUGGGGAGUCUCCCACAUGCCUUUUGGCGAACACCAAACGUGUUUGCUUAUUUUUUUUUAAAGCAAUGGCUUUUUUCUGGCCACUCUUCCAUAAAGCCCAACUCUGUGGAGUGUACGCCUUAGUGGUCCUAUGGACAGAUACUCCAAUCUCCGCUGUGGAGCUUUGCAGCUCCUUCAGGGUUAUCUUUGGUCUCUUUGUUGCCUCUCUGGUUAAUGCCCUCCUUGCCUGGUCUGUGAGUUUUGGUGGGCGGCCCUCUCUUGGCAGGUUUGUUGUGGUGCCAUAUUCUUUCCAUUUUUUAAUAAUGGAUUUAAUGGUGCUCCGUGGGAUGUUCAAAGUUUGGGAUAUUUCUUUAUAACCCAACCCUGAUCUGUACUUCUCCACAACUUUGUCCCUGACCUGUUUGGAGAGCUCAUUGUUCUUAAUGGUGCCGCUUGCUUGGUGGUGCCCCUUGCUUAGUGGUCUUGCAGACUCUGGGGCCUUUCAGAACAGGUGUGUGUGUGUGUGUGUGUGUGUAUAUAUAUAUAUAUAUAUAUAUAUAUAUAUAUAUACACACAUACUGAGAUCAUGUGACAGAUCAUGUGACACUUAGAUUGCACACAGGUGGACUUUAUUUAACUAAUUAUGUGACUUCUGAAGGUAAUUGGUUGCACCAUAUCUGUGGUACGUGCAUAUCUGAAUACAUAUGCACGUACCACUUCUCCGUUAUUUAUUUUUUUGAAACAAGUUAUUUUUUUUAAUUUCACUUCACUAAUUUGGACUAUUUUGUGUAUGUCCAUUACAUGAAAUCCAAAUAAAAAUCCAUUUAAAUUACAGGUUGUAAUGCAACAAAAUAGGAAAAACGCGAAGGGGGAUGAAUACUUUUGCAAGGCACUGUACAUAGUAUAAUUUGUUGUUUUCCCUUCAAAUACUUUGAGCGUUUGAUUGAACCUGCCUGGAGUGCCAUGCCGGGGAUGGGCAGGGUCUGCACUUUGGUGACUAUUCAAUUGGUUCCAUUGUGUCAGGCAAGCUCAAUCAAGCACGGCUAAAGUUGAAAGAAAGAAAACCAAUACUAUUUGAACCCAGAUCUGGUCAAUAUUAGAAGCAAUGUUUUAUGUUCCCCUUAUGCCAUGUAGAUGCACCAUCCCUAAUUCUGUGACCAAGGCUUGUUUACUUAAGAGUGGUACUCAGCGGAUUAGGUAUAUGAUGAUUGAAUUGCAAUGAAAGGAGACCGCUUCUGCUUGGUUUAAUUACUUGUGUAGUAAUAUCUUCCUCACCACUAUCCACACAGGUUUGACACCAUCAUCGUCAUCACUGCCUUAAUAGCUAUGAUCAUCAAUUCAGCACUGAAAUUAUGUAAGUAAAACCUAAAUCUGUGUCAGGGAAGGGAAAAGGGAUACCAAGUCAGGUCUUCCGCAUUUAACCCAAACCCUCUGAAUCGGAGAGGGGUGGGGGGCUGCCUUAAGUGACAUCCAUGGCAUUGGCGCCUAUAUGGGCCAUGUUCCUGGACACAGACCAAACCAAGUCCUUGAUUAGAAUUACAUUAGAUUCUCCAUUGAGCAUGGUUAUUAAGUCCAGGAUUAGGCAUAAUCUGUGUCCGGGAAACCGGCCCAAUAUGUCUUUAAAUCUAGCACAUUGUGUUAUCAUGGAUCAUAUCAUAUCACUUCCACUCUUUACUCACAAACAGUAAAGGUUAUUUUUCUUUGUUAAGGGCUCUGCAGCAGUGUGCCUGCAUUGCAACCAUCAAUGUUUUAGGCCUACAUUUCCGAUUGUAGACCACCAUGCCAUUGAGACAGUAUAAAAAAAAAUGACAGUUAAAGUUAUUAAGGCAAAUACAAUAUACAACUUAAUUGUCCAUUUUGUCUGGGGUUUGCUGUUCCCCAUGAGCCCCCCUUCUGGUGGUGAUGGCGGCUCAUUGUUAAUGUUGGCUGCUGUUGACCAUUGCGCUAACAUUGGGGUUUUACAUUAUGUCAACGCUGUGCUGGCUCUGGGGAGCAGGAGUGGAAGGUCACCCAUAGUAAGCCUCUCAUUGGUUUGUUGGAGUCAUCCUAUUGUUUCUGUUGCCCAUAUAUUUUUGUCUUUUUCAUGUGUUAUUUUAAACCUAUUGAUGAUUGUCUGUUGAAUGAUGAGUCGUCAUCAUGUUUCAUUUGAAAAUGAGUAAAAGUACAAUGAAAGACAAAAAUAAGAUGGUACUUUAUUAAUGUUUUUUUUGGAUAGAUGACUCUUGAUAGAUACUCAAAUUAAAUUAUUGAAAAAUCAGUAUAGUAUAUAAUUUUACAUUUUAGUCAUUUAGCAGACGCUCUUAUCCAGAGCGACUUACAGUUAGUGAGUGCAUACAUUUUCAUACUGGCCCCCCGUGGGAAUCGAACCCACAACCCUGGCAUUGCAAAUGCCAUGCUCUACCAACUGAGCUACACGGGACUACACAUAAUAACUUACGUUGGUAGUGGGUGGCAUACUUUGGCGAUGGAUGAGGUUUUUCCUACUUUUAGGAGCUUGUUGAAAAGCGCUAUAAAUCAAACAUCUGCUUCCUAUGUAGACUUGGGAUGAUGUUUAUUUUCCUUGUCCUUUUUUCAUUAUGCUGUCUGGUGCACUCUACUACAGCAAAUGAUUUUGCCCUCCGAGUCUGCCUUGCGUUCAUGUUGGGAUGUUCAUGUGUUUUGUCCCAGCUGGAGGCUACACCAGCCGUCAGAUCCUGGACAUUGUGUUCAUCCUGCGCAUCCUGAGGCUCAUACGAGUGGUGGACAGCAUCAAAAGGUUAGGAGGUCAAGGACUUCCAUUUCCUGUAUGAGCAGGGUCUGGUGUGUGUGUGUGUGCGCUCAUGUACGCGUGCAUGUAAGACAGUUUCAAAAUAAAGAUGUGAAACAUUAUCAAACCGUUUCCCUUAACUGCCAGGGCUAGUAUCUGCAGUAGCUACUGUGACAAAAUGAAUUUGCAGAAAGUCCUAUACAAGUCAGAUAUGGUUGAUUUGAUAUUCUCAUUCAUAGACUUGGAACUCAUAUUCUUCCUGAUGUUCUUUCUCCCUAAGGUUUCGUGCCAUCAUCAACACCCUCAUCAAGAUUGGACCGACGAUACUCACAUUCGGACAGCUCAUCGUCGUAAGUUGUUUGUGUGUAGUUAAAGUUAAAUUACACCAAGAAGGGAAUGUGUUUAUUAAGGAUAUUUAUGGACCAAAGUGUGACCCUAUUCCUGCAUAUUGAGCUUAAAGUGCCAAUCAGCAGUUGAAACAAUACCAAAGUGUACUCGCCACUGUUUCACUAAAAAGCUGAGGGAUAGGGCUGGAGAAAUGUAACCACUCUCAAAUUCAUAGACCAAGCUAUGGAUGCAAGGACUGACCAUCCAUGAUAUUGUAAUUAUAGUUUUAAUCAUGUUUUGAGGCUAUACAGUGUUUGUUUACAUGUACUUUGUUUACAAACAUUGGAGUAAAACAAGCUUAUAUUUUGGGUUCUAAUGGGGUACGACCGUUGAACUAAGCUCAUGAGUUUGACGCUUGUAAGGGAAUCGGAUGAUUUCAAAUGUCAAGAUGAAUCAAAUUCCCAAUCUAUCAGCUGUGUAUAUCCAGCUAUAAUAUGCCUCAACCCCAAAUGAAUGGAAAAGAUAAGCGCCACACAAUUGUAGUUCUUAUCUCUUUCCUUCAUUUUGGAUUAUGCCAUACAGCUGGAUCUACAAAACAGAUGGUCUUGGUCAUUGACUCAUAUUUAAAUUACACUGAAAACAUCAGACAAUUCAUAUUUGAGUGAAAUGUCCCUUCAAUAUUUAAUCCUGUGUUGCAACUGAUGAUUGAUUGACUGCAUAGUUGUCCCAUAUACAGUACAUUCGGAAAGUAUUCAGACCCCUUGACUUUUCCACAUUGUUACGUUACAGCCUUAUUCUAAAAUUGAUUAAAUAGUUUUUUUCCCUCAUCAAUCUACACACAAUACCCCGUAAUGACAAAGCAAAAAAAGGUUUUUAGAAAUUGUUGCAAAUGUAUUACAAAUAAAAAACUGAUAUCACAUUUACAUAAGUAUUCUGACCAUUUACUCAGUACUAUGUAGAAGCACAUUUGGCAACGAUUACAGCCUCAAAUCUUCUUUGGUAUGACGCUACAAGUGUGGCACACCUGUAUUUGGGUAGUUUCCCCCAUUCUUUUCUGCAGAUCCCCUCAAGCUAUGUCAGGUUGGAUGGGGAGUGUCGCUGCACAGCUAUUUUCAGGUCUCUCCAGAGAUGUUCGAUCUGGUUCAAGUCCGGGCUCUGGCUGCGCCACUCAAGGACAUUCAGAGACUUGUCUCGAAGCCACUCCUGCGUUGUCUUGGCUAUGCGCUUAGGGUCGUUGUCCUGUUGGAAGGUGAACCUUCGCCCCAGUCUGAGGUCCUUAGCGCUCUGGAGCAGGUUUUCAUCAAGGAUAUCUCUGUACUUUGCUCUGUUAAUAUUUCCCUCAAUCAUGACUAAUCUCCCAGUCCCUGCUGCUGAAAAACAUCCCACAGCAUGUUGCUGCCACCACCGUGCUUCACCGUAGGGAUGGUGCCAGGUUUCCUCCAGACGUGACGCUUGGCAUUCAGGCCAAAGAGGUUUGGUUUCAUCAGACCAGAGAAUCUUGUUUCUCAUGGUCUGAGUCCUUUAGGAGCCUUUUGGCAAACUCCAAGCGGGCUGCUUUUUACUGAGGAGUGGCUUCCGUCUGGUCACGCUACCAUAAAGGCCUGAUUGGUGGAGUGCUGCAGAGAUGGUUGUCCUUCUGGAAGGUUCUCCCAUCUCCAGAGAGGAACUCUGGAGCUCUGUCAGAGUGACCAUCGGGUUCAUGUUCACCUCCCUGACCAAGGCCCUUCUCCCCCGAUUGCUCAGUUUGGCUGGGCGGCCAGCUCUAGGAAGAGUCUUGAUGGUUCCAAACUUCUUCAAUUUAAGAAUGAUGGAUGCCACUGUGUUCUUGGGGACCUUCAAUGCUGCAGAAAUGUUUUGGUACCCGUUCCCCAGAUCUGUGCCUCGACACAAUCCUGUCUCGGAGCUCUACGGACAAUUCCUUCGACCUCAUGGCUUGGUUUUUGCUCUGACAUGCACUGUCAACUGUGGGAUCUUAUAUAGACAGGUGUUACUUACCAAAUCAUGUCAAAUCAAUUGAAUUUACCACAGGUGGACUCCAGUCAAGUUGUAGAAACAUCUCAAGGAUGAUCAAUGGAAACAGGAUGCACCGGAGCUCAAUUUUGAGUCUCAUAGCAAAGGGUCUGAAUACUUAUGUAAAUAAGGUAUUUCUGUUUUUUUUAUUGUUAAUACAUUUACCAAAAAUUCUAAACCUGUUUUUGCUUUGUCAUUAUGGGGUAUUGUGAGGAUUUUUUUGAAAAUUUGUAACGUAACAAAAUGUGGAAAAACAGACGGGGUUUGAAUACUUUCUGAAUGCACUGUAUUUCUCAGGUGGUCUAUUACAUAUUUGCCAUGGUGGGAAUGGAGCUGUUCAAAGGGAAAAUCCGCUUCUUCGAGGCUAACUCCACUGAUCCGGAUAAGGCAUUCUGUGGAAACCCCCUGCUCAAAAACUCAGCAUUCGCCAAACACAACUACUGCAAGAACAACUUUAACAACGUGGUUUCCUCUUUUAUCCUCCUACUGGAACUCACCGUGGUCAACCAGUGGAAUGAUAUCCUUUUCAAAGCAUGGGAAAAUACAUUGAGAUAUUAAGCUAAAACAUUACUUUUUAUGUGCUCUUGUGAAAAUGUUGCUCCAAGAUAGAAAUCUUGAAUCAGAAUUGUAAGGUAAGCUGUGUUCACUGACUAAAACAGUCAAAAAUACAUUACUUUACAGUAGGUUGGUAAGGAAUACCUGGGAUAGGAUAAAGUAAUCCUUCUACCCCCCCCCCCCCCCCCCCCCCCCCCCCCCCAAAAAAAAAAUUGUAAAGUGGUUAUCCCACUGGCUAUAGGGUGAAUGCACCAAUUUGUGAGUUGCUCUGGAUAAGAGCGUCUGCUAAAUGACGUAAAUGUGCCCUUGAGCAAGGCACUUAACCCUAAUUGCUCCUGUAAGUCGCUCUGGAUAAGAGUGUCUGCUAAAUGACUAAAAUGUCAAUGUAAAUGUGUGUAGAGGGUUAAACAUACGUUGAAAUUGCAAUAUAACUCUCUUUACUAAACAGUCUUCGUAGCUUAUUUCAGGAUCCAGACAACUGGGUAAUUUCUCAGUGUUUCUCAAAGUUGCCAGGCUAACUUGACCAUUCAGUGGAGAAUUGUUACUAUUUUAUUAUUUUCUUUAAUGUUGGUCCCACUGCUGUCCAGCGGUUUCACCACAGUCACUCACAUCUCAGCCAGGAUGUUCUUCGUCCUCUUCCACAUUGUAGUCGUCAUCAUCAUUAUCAAGUAAGAACAAGUCUCCUUUUUGAAAUACUAAGAACCAAACAAACUUUUCUCAAUGAUACUCUAUUGCUGAAUAAAAACAUCGACCCCUACACCCCAGGCACUCCUGUAGAUCUAAAAGGAUUAGACAAGUUUAAGCAAUAUGGUAAUAACUUAACUUUGCCUUUUGAUUUGCUUGGUGGAAUGUCCGCCAUAUUGCUUAUACCCAUCCAAUAGUUUCAGAUCUCCAGUGCCUAGGGGGCAGUGAUAGGAAUCAAUUUGGAACCCAGCAUAGUAUGACUUUGUAUUUGAUAACUCACUCAAUUCUCAUAAAGAUCGAGUAUCACAUGCCUUUUUUCCCUCAGUAUUUUCAUUGCUUUCGUCCUGGAAGCCUUCUUCGUGGAGUACACCGUGGACAGAAGUAACCUACAAUCUUCUCUGGAAAAGAAAAUUGAGGAACUGGAAUUGGGCGUCAAACAGUACGUGCCUGAUAGUUUUGCAAUUGGAGAAUAAUUUUUUAUGCCUUGGGUGGGCUUGAUUUCGUAUUGAGUCAGAGGGGUGAAAGUGUAGCAUGCAUAACUUCCUGUAGCCAUGAGUCAUGUUCCAAGCUAAACCACAUACAGUAUUCAUGAUGCACUGCCUUCAAAUAAAGGGUUUGCUAAUUGUUCAUGUUAAAACAAAGGGUUUGCUAAUUGCUUAUUGGCCAGUAGAUGUGGCAGACUGGGGGUGUGUUCAGUGAGGUGAAACGUUCAGAGCGUUGCAGAUAGAAAUGUGAUGAAUAGAGUUGAUACGAUUUCCUAUUCAACAUGACAAUCAUAUCUACUCAAUCUACGCAAAACAUUUCGAUCUGAACGUUAUGUAAUGGUGUGUCCUCCUGAACAGCCAUGUUUAUCUUGUUUUAUUGUGCUUUCUCUUUGUGCUAAUCAGAGAGAAACUGGAUGGAAACUUGGUGGAUGCCAUGGAAACGAACGACAAUGAUAUGGGCACCUCUGAGUCGACCAAGGGAAAACCUGCACUCAUGUUCAAGAUCGCCUCUAAAAGUAAGCUUUGAGGAGAAUUCAUUGUAGCACUGUCUGAAUCACCUGUAUGGUGGUAUGACACAUUUUAUACCUUGGAAAUCUAUGAAUGUGAAUGGAAAUAUAUGCAUAUGGCAAUUAAUGCUUUUUCAAAUAUUAUGGCUGCUAUAAUAUGCUAUACAAUGUUAUGAAUUCUGAAUGCACAAUCAAUGCAUCAUAGAAUCACAUAGAAUCAUCAUAGCUAUACAGUAUGUGAUGAAUUAUGAUUUACUACCUGGAAAAGGGUUAUCAAAAACCUGGGUUGUUUUCAAUAGGAAACAGCAAAGAUUUCAAAAUGUAAAUCUGCGUUUUUGUUAGACACGUUCAGGUAGUAGCCUACCUGAAUAGGGCCUUUUAACAAUCUGUACUGACAUCAGCUUUCUGCCUGCUUCCUCCCAGGAUACAAAACUGUGGACGGUUUGUUACAGAGGAUGUUUGAGGCGGACCUAGACCCAGAGGACUUUGCAGAAGAUGAAGAUUUCGAUCCCAAUAACCCAUCGAAUCUGAACUUCCCAAAUCCAACCUUUGAUUCUGUAUAGCCGUGGUCAGAAAGGGAAUAAAUACUCUAAUUUAGCUUUCUGUUUUUGUACUGAAAUGCCUUAUAUUAUCAUGCCUAAUGUAUCAUAAAAAAUACUAUAUUUUAUGAAAUAUUUCUAGAGGUUUAUGUAAAACACAAUUCACACUAUAAACGGGUAACAUUCCUCAAUGUGAUAUUUAGCUCGCUAUUUUGAUCUCUUUCAUAUACUGCUUUUUGUAAAUAUCUUGACAACACAAUCCACAUUCAUCAAAAAUGAGAUUUAUUCUUGUUUGAUGAUCGCCAUGUGAAGUUAUACUCAAAGGAACAGCAUUUGAUCAUCUAUCAUGAAGGGAAAACUGAAAUGAUAUAAAAUGGAAUAUCUACUGAGGUAAUUUGCCACAGCAUAAAAGGUUGUUUAUUUUGUCUGUUUCUUCUAUUGGGAAAUCUGACUCAAAUACAUGCUGUAUGUAGAGACUUUACUCUGAACGAUUUAUAUUGUCAUUUAUGGACAGUUUCCCGGAUACAGAUCAGGGCUUAUCCUGGACUAAAAAACAAGUUCAAUGGAGAAUCUCAAUUGAAAUGGGUUUUUAGUCCAGGACUAUGUUUAAUCUGUGUCCAGGGAACCAGCCCUCGAAGUUCAGUCACAUCCAACCAACCAACCUUCGAUACAAACCAUUACUCUGUUGGCCUAUGUACAUCAUUAUUUCUCUAUUAAUAAAGCAUGACCAGCUAAGGAUAAAAAAAAAAGCCUUUCUUGUGAUGUAUUAUGUGCGACCAAACUAACAUUUCAUGUAACCAAGCAUUAAUUGACCAAAGACUGGUUUGCUCUGACAUCAUCAGUACAGGCACUUUUCUUCACUUUUUCAAUUAAGCUUUGGCUGUUUGGUGCAUAGCCUACCCUACCUGACAUGUGCAGAGUCUACUAUGAUUGGAAACGGUUGGAAAGCUACAGUGCCUUCAGAAAGUAU